UUCCUUGGCUGAGGGGAUUUGGCUGUUUCUUGCCUGCUCAUCUGUCCUUGGUGCUGAAGGCCGGCAAAGAAGAGAACUUGUAAAUGUUUAAUCAACUUUGCUCCUGGAUGCCUGCUUUGGAUGAGAGCCUAUUAAUAACUGGAGUGGCUAAGGGGCAGGUAUGAUGUCUGUUACUAUAGCAUCCUCCUGAAGAGGAUCUGGGAGUGAGAGGCACAGCUGAGCUCAGGAAGAGGCAGGUGGGGGUGGGGCCCAGAGCUCAGCCCAAGCCAAGGCAGGACCAGGCACAAGGAUUUGCCUCUUUCUCAAGUCGCCCAGUGUCCCCUUUAGCAUCUCCAGCUGCAGCCCCUAGGAGUCUGUCUCGAGUCUCAGUGGCGAUGCAAAUGAGAGCUGCCACCCUCAUCCUGCCUUGCUUCUAGCUCUCCUGAGGAACCUCUCCAGCUUGACUGCAGGCAGCCCCCCAUUCCAUUGCCUUUUUUUUUUGUCCUGGAACAACUCGAUUGGAUUUUAUCCUUCUGCCAUUUCCAGGAGCAAAGAGUGGUUACUUGUGCUGCUGCAAGGACUCUGCAUGGGCCUUCCAAAUUGGAAAUGAACAAGAGCGAUGGAAGCUGGGAAUGACUGCUGCUAACCCACUAGAGGGGCCCCUCAUUCACCAUGCCAUUUAAGGGGCUCACUACCUUCAAAGAAAAAUUCUUGAAGCCUGGAAAGGAGGGCGUGAAGAGUGCCGUCAGCGACUCACUAGGCAUUUUCCAAAGAAAAAUUGAUGGGACCAAUGUGGAAGAAGACAACAUUGAACUGAAUGAAGAGGGGAGGCCAGUGCGGGCUCCAGCUCAGAGCCCCACUCGAUGCGACUGCUAUUGCUGCGGGAUACCCAAGCGCUACAUCAUUGCCAUCAUGAGUGGCCUGGGUUUCUGCAUUUCCUUUGGGAUUCGCUGCAACCUUGGUGUUGCCAUUGUGGAGAUGGUCAACAACAGUACGGUGUAUGUAGAUGGGAAGCCAGAAGUACAGAAAGCCCAAUUUAACUGGGACCCAGAGACAGUAGGACUUAUCCAUGGGUCUUUUUUCUGGGGCUAUAUUGUGACACAAAUUCCAGGAGGCUUCAUCUCAAAUAAAUUUGCUGCAAACAGGGUAUUUGGAGCUGCUGUUUUCUUAACUUCUACCCUAAAUAUGUUCAUCCCUUCAGCAGCCCGAGUGCAUUAUGGCUGUGUCAUGCUAGUCAGGAUUCUCCAGGGCCUAGUGGAGGGGGUUACCUACCCAGCAUGCCAUGGGAUGUGGAGUAAGUGGGCACCGCCAUUGGAAAGAAGCAGACUGGCAACUACCUCGUUCUGUGGUUCAUAUGCUGGGGCAGUGGUUGCCAUGCCAUUGGCUGGAGUGUUAGUGCAAUACAUUGGAUGGUCCUCCGUCUUUUAUAUUUAUGGGAUGUUUGGGAUUGUUUGGUACAUGUUUUGGUUGCUGCAUGCCUAUGAAUGUCCCGCCUCUCACCCAACUAUCUCCGAGGAAGAGCGCACUUACAUAGAGACGAGUAUAGGAGAAGGCACCAACCUAGUCAGUCUAAAUAAAUUUAAUACGCCCUGGAAACGGUUUUUCACAUCGAUGCCUGUUUAUGCUAUCAUUGUGGCCAACUUUUGUCGGAGUUGGACCUUCUAUUUGCUGUUGAUCAGUCAGCCUGCUUACUUUGAAGAGGUCUUUGGCUUUGCAAUCAGCAAGGUGGGCCUUCUGUCUGCACUCCCACAUAUGGUCAUGACAAUCAUCGUACCCAUCGGAGGACAGUUGGCUGAUUAUUUAAGAAGCAGAAAGAUUUUAACGACGACAGCCGUUCGCAAAAUCAUGAACUGUGGAGGUUUUGGCAUGGAAGCAACCUUACUCUUGGUGGUUGGCUUUUCUCAUACCAAAGGCGUGGCCAUCUCCUUCCUGGUGUUGGCAGUAGGGUUCAGCGGUUUUGCCAUUUCAGGAUUUAAUGUCAAUCACUUGGAUAUUGCCCCACGCUAUGCCAGCAUUCUCAUGGGGAUCUCCAAUGGUGUGGGAACCCUUUCUGGAAUGGUUUGUCCCCUUAUUGUUGGUGCAAUGACCAAACACAAGACUCGGGAAGAAUGGCAGAACGUCUUCCUCAUAGCUGCCCUGGUACACUACAGUGGUGUGAUCUUCUAUGGUGUCUUUGCUUCUGGAGAGAAACAGGAAUGGGCUGAUCCAGAGAACCUCUGUGAGGAAAAGUGUGGCAUCAUUGACCAAGAUGAAUUGGUGGAAGAGAUGGAACUGAACCAUGAGACCUUUGUUUGUCCAAGGAAGAAAAUGUCCUAUGGGGCAACCACUCAGAAUAGUGAAAUACAGCGACAGGAAUGGAGAGGGCAAAGAGGACUGACAGUAGAUGAGGAAGAGCAGAUAUCCUACCAGUAUGAAGAGGGAUACUUCCCAGAUGCUUCCUAGUGUGAGGAAAAAUCCAGUCAUCUCAGCAUCCCAAGCCUCCUCACACCAUAAAACCAGCCAGUAGAGUAUUCACAUAGCUAUUGACUUCUUCCUAGCAGAUCUUGCCAAGAGGUUAAAUGCUAUAUAUAUGGAAAGGAUGAAAAGGAAGAGAUGGGGCCAAAUGCAUGGUGAAGAGGCAGCAGAUAGAGAUCUGCUCUGACUCUCUAUGUUGCAGAGACUUGGGUUCCCAUCCUGCCUCUAACAUACACUAGCUCUGUGACAUCGAUCAAGUCAUGCAAUCACUCAUUGCCCCAGGAAUUCUCUAAGACUUAAAGGUGCAAAGCCAGGGUCCAUCCCCAUUGGUAGAGGGAGUUUCCUCAUAAGAGGUAUUCCCUAUGCCAAUGAAAUCACAGGCCUACUCUUGUAUUUAUUUAGGACAUAGGUUCCUUCCUCUCUCCCUCCUUCCCUCCCUCCCUCCCUUCCCUCCCUCCCUCCCUUCCCUCCCUCCCUCUCUCUGUCCGUCCCUCCCUCCCUCCCUCCCUCUCUUCCUUCCUUCCUUCCUUCCUUCCUUCCUUCCUUCCUUCCUUCCUUCCUUCCUUCCUUCCUUCCUUCCUUCCUUCCUUCCUUCCUUCCUUCCUUCCUUCCUUCCUUCCUUAUUUCCUUCCUUCCUUCCUCCCUUCCUCCCUUCCUCCCUUCCUCCCUUCCUCCCUUCCUCCCUUCCUCCCUCCCUCCCUCCCUCCCUCCCUCCUUCCCUCCCUCCCUCUCUCCUCCCUCCCUUCCCCUUUUCUCUUUCCUCUCUUCUUCCUUAUCUCUUUCCUUCUUUCAUAAUAGAGCCUAACCUAUUCCCCAUAUAAAUAUGGUAUUAUGUAAAUAAACCUAGAUAGAUGGUGAUCUGCUCUGACUUUCUAAGUAUAUAUAUGCUCUCCCAAAAGUCUCAGUGAAGUUUUAAGAUUUAAUGGUUUCCAAUUUCACUAAGCCUUUUGGAAUACUCUACAUAGCAUUUAUGUAGGAAAUGGGUUGAUUCCUUCUUCUAAUAAAUUAUUCUGCUUUAUUCAGGGAAUAGGUUAGUUUCCCCUCCCUUGAAUGUUUAACAAAGUCUGGGUGACCUCUUGUUGGAUUUAUUGUAGAAGGAAUUCUUGGUCCAAUAGAAGCUCAAAGAUUACUUCCAAUUCUGAGAUUAGGUGAUUCCCUGGAUAUUUGGGAUGAUGUUAGAGUGUUGGUUUUGUUCUGAGAUUUAAUUUAUUCCCUACAUUGGUUUUGGACUCUAUUCUACUAGCUUCAAUUUAUGACAAGGGUUAUUUGAUAUGCUAGUAGUCAACUCUUGAGUGGUGGGACUCACUCAUACUUUCCAAAGAAAGUUGGAGUUGAAGACAGGAUCAGCUGGGUUCCAGAUUUCAAGAUUCAAAUGCUUAGAGAUGGAGAUUUAUCAAUCUAGGAGGCCAAUUGCUCAGAAAAUUAAGCAUCAAGGUGGCAGAAGAAGAAAGGUGAAGAACCAAAGCUCAGAUAUUCUGCCAGUCUUACCUCUUCAUCAUCUCAAGGAUGUGACAAAGGGAAUAUGGCUCCUAUUACACUGGGCAUCUCGACAGAAAUAGGUUUCUUUUUCUUUUCUUUGUAUCCAUAACAUUCAAUAGUGCCUGGCAAAUAGUAGGCACUUAAAUGUUUAUUAAUUGCCUGAACAAAUGCCCCCUGCCCCAGAUGUUUAGAAAAAAAAGAAAAGCUAAUGGACUUGACACAUUGAAUGGCAGCUUUAUAUUCUGCUCUGAGUGAGAUGUUCUUCAAAGUUCCUCUCUUUUUAAAUUUUAUUUCUUCAAUUUAUUCUGCUGGGUGCUCAACAGAAGAACAAACGGAAUAAGCAAAAUCCCAUAUGAAGCACUUUGUCCAUAAUGAUUCUAAUUUGAAGAUCAUAGAUUGAUUUCUAAAAUGAAACAUAUGGUCAGUCAACUAAAUUCAGUGAGCCAUCAUUAAAAGCCUACUGUGUGCCAGGCACAGGGGAUAGAGAGGCAUAAAUGAUAACAGUCAGUAUAGGGGAGAUAAGAUUUACAAAAAUGAAUAUAGAAUUGCUAAUAAUUUUCUAUUGCUAAUAAUUGGGGGAAGCAGGAAAGAUCUCAAAUAGGCAGAAUAAAUAAAACAACAAUUUCCAAAGAACUUUAAAGGCACAAUAAUCACACACAUUAAUUAAUUACAUGAAGAUGUUUAAUGCACAAGACAUUAGUCAUCUUGAAAAACAUUAACUGGUACUUUUUCUAGAGGAUAUGUGUGUAGUUGUGCUUUGACAGACCUUUGAUCUCACUAAUUGUAAGUACUUUUUCCAUCUCACCAAUUGUAAGAAUUCUCUCCAACAGUAUCAAAUGUAACCUAGCCAUGCUUUCUCAUCUUGUUCAACUCCUGUCCACAUCUGGUUAAUGGCCCACCUAACGUGAUGGAGGCUUUCACCCAGGGACACUUUGUAAGGCAAUAAAAUGGAUACUCUAUCAAGGGUUUCUUAUAAGACUUUUGUGUUGUCACAAGAGGUGUAUUACCUAAAAACAAAAGAGCUUUCAUGUUUAUUAUUGGUUAAAAUUCCAUUUCUAUUUUCCAAAGAGAAUUAUAAUCUUGUGGGGCCAAAGAUGACAUUUAUCUUUAGAUCAGAAUUUAGCUUGUACCAUGUUUCUGGUCCCUAAAUUGCACCAAAGGAAAUAGCAUGUUUUAAAGACAGUAUUUUUGACAUAGUGGGCUAAUUAUCCGUGAAUUAAUGCUCUGUAUUAUUAAUACAUAUGUAUAUUCAUUGUCAUCAGCAACUUUAAGACUGUCAACCAUCCUUGGAUGUGUUAAGGUUGAAAAUGAAGCAUGCUGUAUUAUUUUAACCUCCCAACAUCUGUAGACAACUUAUUGUGACAAAUAAAAAAAAAUAGUACUGUUUCCUGUUAAAAGUUUUGCAAUUUAUGGUUUCAAAUAUUUUAUGUUUUGUUUGAACAAUAAAUCAGGAGAUGAACGUU
This is a messenger RNA of Monodelphis domestica (gray short-tailed opossum), 5375 nucleotides long. It is a transcript of the gene SLC17A8, whose product is annotated as solute carrier family 17 member 8. The record is from RefSeq and is a predicted model, not a curated record. Gene Ontology annotation, cellular component: excitatory synapse; synaptic vesicle membrane. Gene Ontology annotation, biological process: synaptic transmission, glutamatergic; transmembrane transport; regulation of synapse structure or activity. NCBI's taxonomy places the organism in Eukaryota, Metazoa, Chordata, Mammalia, Didelphimorphia, Didelphidae. Gene Ontology annotation, molecular function: L-glutamate transmembrane transporter activity; neurotransmitter transmembrane transporter activity.